ACUAUUUAGUAUCGGUAAUGUGCAUUCGAUCAACGCGUUUCCUUAAAGUCCUAGCCGUUGUAUUUCUAAGCAUCCUUUUGCAAUUUUGUGCCAUUGAAAUCUGUUUGGAUAUCGACCAUGGAAUUGAAGACAAUAGCGAAAGGACAUUGUUGAUGAUUUCCGCCAUUGUGACCACUAUUUUUCUGAUUUUUUUCUCAUGCUUUGGUAUUUUUGUCGUAUUAGGUGAUCAAGUUAAUCGACUGAAACUGCUGGCAAUCGGCAUCGCUGUCUUCAUAGUUAUCAAAUUCACUCUGUGGGUACUCUUCUUGACACUUGCCAACCAACCCGACGUGGCUAAGAGCACCCUAUGGUUACACCUUACGAACUUAUGGGCAGUAUUAAGUCUGAUUACGAUUAUACUUUUGAUCAGAGGACGAAUGCGUAGCUAAAAGCUAAAAGAUUUGUGUCGCCUACAUCAUAAAACAUAAAUAUUUUGCAAUAUACAAAUGUGCUUUUUAGGAUUACGUGUACUUAAGGCUAAUGUCCAUAUUCUCUCUCUGUUGGUCUUGUUUUGCAAUGUUGUUGACCUUGUCAUCACUAUUAAAAACCUUGACGAAUGCAAGGGAACAGCAAAAAUCUGGUUGAUUGUAUCGAUACUGCUAAAUACUCUACUCAAUUUUGGAAUUAGCUUGGGAAGUUAUGGAGCUGUGAUAAUGAAAACAUUAUACCUAAAGCUGUAUGCAGUCACACUGAUGGGCUUCAUGAUCAGCAAACUAGUUCUUGCACAAGCAGUCAGGUAUUUGGAUGAUGCACAUUACAAUCUGUUAGUGGGAAAUUGGUAUUAUCUGGUUACAACAUUUUCUGUUCUCUGUUUAAUAUUCGUUGUAUCACUUCUUUUCAAAAUGCGGGAACGAAGGGAUAUCAAUUCAGAUGGAUGAGUUGUAAAUAAAUAAAUACUAGAUCAGAUUAGCCGAUUUUGUUUCAUAAUUAAAAGAAAAAUGUUAUGUAAAUUGGAUUGUAUAGCUUCUAUAAUACAAAGCUUUGAGAUUUGUGUCCGUUUA
This is a messenger RNA of Drosophila grimshawi, 1040 nucleotides long. RefSeq lists its product as uncharacterized. The record is from RefSeq and is a predicted model, not a curated record. The transcript is spliced from 7 exons. Bases 486 to 917 code for a protein of 143 amino acids. NCBI's taxonomy places the organism in Eukaryota, Metazoa, Arthropoda, Insecta, Diptera, Drosophilidae.